Wyeomyia smithii (pitcher-plant mosquito) is the source of this 4547-nucleotide messenger RNA. RefSeq names its product aspartyl/asparaginyl beta-hydroxylase (gene Asph). The record is from RefSeq and is a predicted model, not a curated record. NCBI's taxonomy places the organism in Eukaryota, Metazoa, Arthropoda, Insecta, Diptera, Culicidae. The transcript has 15 exons. Gene Ontology annotation, molecular function: peptidyl-aspartic acid 3-dioxygenase activity; protein binding. Gene Ontology annotation, biological process: peptidyl-aspartic acid hydroxylation. The coding region runs from base 306 to 4052 and encodes 1248 amino acids. Gene Ontology annotation, cellular component: endoplasmic reticulum.
AGACUCAACUACAGAAAGAUCAGAUUUUUGAACUUAUCGCAUUUCGUUAGUCGUUCUUUGGUUGGAUCUUCGCUUUAGUUUAGUAUGAGAGACACUUUCGUUCGCGUUGUUCGUAGAGUAGAACGGUUGCGCUACGGUUGUCAGAAGAAUCUGAAAUAAGUUCCUUCCGGUUCCAACAGUGUCCACGGAGGCAAAUUUUAAACGUUGAUAAACUACGACUAAGUGCUGUGUUAGUUUGCAAUAAGGUUUUCUGUUUUAGUAUUAAAGUUACUCGUAGCUGAUAAGCUUAUCUAACAGCUUAAAAUAUGUCCGGAGAUGUCCAGCCACGAAAGCGCAAGGAUAAGAAGAGGAAGAAAGAUGAUGAAGAUGCCGUCAAGGAGGCUCCCAGUUCGAAACAAUCUGCGGGAGCAGCCCAGGCUGCCACUCAACCCGGCGACAUUCAAAUGCAUAUCCACAGUGAUCAUGGAACCGGAGGAAAUUGGUGCGCAAAAAUAGUCUUCUUCUUCCUGCUGGUCGGUUUGGGUGCGCUGAUAGGCCUUAUUCUGAUUGAGAACCGCGGCGUAUCGAAUGGCGAUACCCCACUGUCGGAAUCACGCUACGCAGAAUACUUCAGCGGUUGGGUUGACGAAAAUCGUGAGGAUGACCAUCAUCAUGAGGAUAUUCUCAAUGCACUCAAUCAGUUGGAGGAAGAGCACGAGGAUGAUGGUGAUGGGCACGGCGCGGACGAUGAUCAUGAACCGUACACCGAGGAGGAGGAUCAUGAUGACGAGCAGGAAGGACACGCCGACGAGGAUGACGAUGCAGACGAGGAAGAAGUGCGUAAAUUAGACGAUGAAGAGGUAGAGGAGAUCGUGGCGGCAGAGAAAAAGUUUUCCCAACAGGAGGCGACGCCCGCGGAGGACGACGAUGAAGAGGAUGACGACGUAGAAGACGCUGACGACGAUGAAGGGGAUAAUGAAGUUGAUGAUCAAAAGGACAUCAAUGAUGAGGGGGACGAGGCUUUGGAAGAGGAAAUCGAUCAGGGGGAAGACGAUGAUGGGAAUGCUUUCGAGGAAAACAACAACGACGACGAUGGGGAUGACGAAGAAGAUGAUGAUGAUGAAGAGGAUAGUGAUGGACCGAAAAUUGUUGACAACCAGGUCGACGAUGCUCAGCGUGACGACAAUGACGACAAUGACGCAACUGACGAUCCAGUGGAUGAGGAAGGUGAACAGAAUGAUGACGAUGAUGAGGAUAAUAUAGGUGAUACUAAUGACUAUGAUGAUGAUGAUGAUGAUGAUGCAGAAGACGAAGGUGCUGAUUUAGACGAGGCUGAAGAUGCUUCCAAGCAAAACAGCGACAAAAAGGAAGAUCCCAUUCCAGCUGAUAAUGAUGAUGAUGAUGACAAUGAUGUCGGUGUUCCUGAGAAAGAGGAUAAUGAUGCCGAUGCGAUCGCCAAAGAAAUUGAAAACAUUGCCGACGCAAAUGAUGCCGAUGAUGAUGACGACGGCGAAGAUCCAUUCGAUGAAGAGGCUAACAAACUAAACCUUGCAUCAAAAGACACAGUUGGAGUCUCGAUGGAUAAUGCAACCGCUGAAAGCGGGCCAAAGGAUCCUAUCAUUGUUGAUCAGUUGGAAAAACCCGACAUUAGUGGUGAGAUACUAAAAUCUCAAAUGGACGAUUUAGUAGAAAACUAUAAUAAACUUGCGGAAAUGCUUAACGUCCCUAAGGAAGAGUUUUUCGUACACGCAGCUGCAAUCGAGGAGGAUGAAAACGACGAUGGUCAAGUUGAUUCAGUUGACGAUGACGUCGAUGACAGGCCCGCGUCCAAUAGUGCUGUAAAGGAUGAUAUCGACGACGAUAACGACGAUGAUGAUGACGAUGGAAACACGUUCGAAAACUUCGUCGAUAACGACGGCGGUGAGGAAGAGUAUCUUGCUAAAGUAAGACAAGAACAAGAGCUCAAAAAUCAACGGCAUCAGCAGCAGGCGAAGGAGGAACCUAGGGAGGAAACCUCGCUUGCGGUGCAAAUCUUUGUCGGUGUGGCGCUGAUCGUCGCAGCGCAUCUUCUUUUGAAGCCUCCGCGUGCUCCUACCCGGUCGGAUCCGGCAGCCGCACCAUUCAAACAAACUGUUCCAUCUGGGAUGCCUCUGGUUUCCAACCUGGAAGAGAAAAUACAACACAGUGAAGUAGCCGCGAAGGUCGUGGAAGCAGAUGACUUUGUCAAUCAAACGAUCAGUUACGUACAACAACCCGUCGCUAAUGAUUACCAAGAAAUUGACCAAGUUGAUCGCGACGUAAUCGAAGAAAAUGUCCCGGAAGACAAUGACCUGGAACAGGAACUCUACUCUGGCGAUGAAGAUUUCGAUUACGAGCAGGAGGAAUACAUCGAUGAGCUAGAGGAAAUCGAAGAAGAGGAAGAGGAAGGUGAAGACGUAGGGAUAGAAUUCGCUGCGAGUAUAGAAGAGAAAAAACUGGAAGAACAAGAACGGGAAAUCGGAACGUUUGUACCUACAACCUUCGAAGAGUUUAGCGCAAUGUAUCGAUCGAACACAACGGAACCAGAGUCAACAGAUGCUGUCCUGGAAGCAACUCCUGAGCCCAGUGUUCCGUCCGCCGUUCCACCAGCAGCAUCGAAGAGCUUAGAAGCUGGUAUAUUCAAAAAUUCGCCGUUGGCGAAAAAGAAACCGCCCAAAGGCGCCGUGAACAAGCUUAUUUAUGGAUUACACAAGGAGCCUUUAUUCACGGCUGAAGAUUUAAAACCUUCGGCGGAGAAAGAAAUUUCCUCUAGGCCUAGCGCUGAGGAAUCUUACCAGGAGGAGCUAGAUAGAGCCAAAAGACAACUCGAUGAGUUCAAAGAUACGAAAGCGGCCUUGCAAAGUUUUGAAGCUCUGUUGAUCAGAUAUCCCCGCCUGGUACCGGCUUUGGUUGGCAAAGCGCGCACUCUGGACCUGAUGGCUGAACAGCAGCAAAGUAACACGAUCCUGGAGGAAGCCGUCGAAGCGUACCGUGCGGUACUAGCGUUGGGACAAUUGCUAGAUGAUGACACGCUGCAAACUGUUGCCGAGCGCUGUAUCAAUCGAAUUCGGUUCAGUGGCCAUUACUUGAAGGCUGUAGACAUCCAUCAGAUACUAGUGAAGCGCUUUGACUCGGAGCCCAGGUUCAGGAAUCAGCUAGCUGUAACGUAUCUUAUGGCAAAUCGAUUAGCUGAGGCUAAAGCCGUUUUGCAUGAAACUCUUCUCCAUUGGAUAGAGGAUGGCUUUGCGCUUGUGCACUAUGGAUUUGUUGUUAAAAAUCUCGACAAAAAUAUGGAACUAGCAGCCCAAUAUCUGCAGGAAGGAAUCGAAACUGGUCAUGAGGGAACACAGGAUGGCCGAUUCUACUUCCAUUUAGGUGAUGCGUUGCAGCGUCUGGGUAGGAAUAAAGAAGCCUUGAAUGUUUAUCGCGAGGGAGCUAAUAAGAAGCUCUUUUUAUCGAUGUAUCAGCGGUCCUUGUAUAACGAGGAUAAUCUGAAAUCACGUCCAUUUUGGACGGUUGAACAGACCACGUACGGCAGCCAGCUGGAGCUGAUUCGUUUACAGUGGAGUGCCAUUCGGGACGAAGGGCUACGGUUGCUGAAUGCAGCGGGUAACUUCAAAGAUGAGGCGGAAAAUCUCCGCGAUACAGGGGAUUGGAAACAGUUCGAACUGUUCUCGCGUGGCUAUCGGAUAGAUAAAAACUGCGCUAAGGCACCACUGACAUGCAAACUGAUAGAACAGUUUAGGGCAGCGCGAUCCUGCAAACGUGGCCAGGUUAAGUUUAGUGUUAUGCAUCCGGGAACACAUGUUUGGCCACACUGUGGCCCAACCAACUGUCGGAUACGAGCGCAUCUGGGAUUGAAGGUUCCGAGCGGAACACACAUCCGUGUCGCGGAGGAAACGAGAUCCUGGAAGGAAGGCGAGUGGCUGAUCUUCGAUGACAGCUACGAGCACGAGGUGUGGCACAACGGCACCAGCACUCGGCUGGUGUUGAUCGUGGACUUCUGGCAUCCGGAGCUGAGCGAAAGUCAGCGAAGAACACUGUCACCAAUAUAGACGCGGCUUCCGAUCCGAUCUAAAUCGCGAUGACGAGAGAGGUAGCAGCAAAUCACAACGAAAGUACGCAAUACCAAAGGCAAUUCUUACAAACAUAUUCUCAUAUUUUCUCUCGCAGUGUUCUUUUUAAUGUCGUAAUGGGAAAAGCAUUUUAAACAUUUUUUUUAAAUUUUAGCCAAAAACAGGCGUCUAAAUUUAGUCGUUGCAUUUCUAUUCUAGCCAUGGUUUUCGUUGUCUUUAUACUUUAUAUUUUAUUUUAUUUGAAUGUUUGAUUUAGGAUAGUGAUAAUAAGAGUGAGAAAAACAAAGCAAAUCGAAUCAUUUGUAUAUUUUGAGAGACUGUCGUGAGAAUGAUAGCUAAUAUUCGACUGCGAUGAAAUCAAUUCACAGGAGAGAUUUUUUAGAAUGACAAUCAUCAAAGACUUACUAUAGUUUCUUGAUGCGUCCGAACAUCAGAGGUCAUAUUUUGUAUCAAGAAUGUAAAUCUAAAUCGUAA